AUGGAUUUGGACGAUUUCCGAUCCAUAUUAGACACGGCGGGCGUUGACGUGUGGUUGUUUAUCGACACGGCAAUCACCGUCGCUUCUCUGGAUAACGCCGGCGAGUUAAAGCAACGGAGAGACGGAAUCGUUGAGCGUCUUUACGCUACCACCGCUGCUCCUCCGCUUUGUCAGAAUUGUGAUGGGGGAAACCUUUUGACUGACGGUAACCAAAUCAGGAAACAGAGUAACCCUAGUUUGAGCCCUGAACGAAAUCAGCGACGCGGCGGCUCGUCUCCUCCGACGCCGCAGUCACAAGGAAACGACGAGGAUGAAGAUGAGGAGAUAGAUCCUUACGGUGGCUUGUUCGAUGAUGAACAGAAGAAGAUUCUAGAAAUUAAAGAGUUGCUUGAAGAUUCCACACAGCCUGAAGAUUCUUUGUUGGAGUUACUGCAAAAUCUGGUGGAUAUUGAUAUUACAUUCCAAGAGUUGAAGGAGACUGACAUUGGGAGGAAUGUGAAUCAGUUAAGGAAACAUCCAUCUAGCGAGGUUCGCAGAUUGGUGAAGCUGCUUGUCAAGAAGUGGAAAGAAAUUGUUGAUGAAUGGGUGAAGUUGAAUCCACAAGGAGGAAAAAACACUGUCAUGGCUGAUGGUGACUCUCCUCUGCAGAAAACCACCCCAAAUGGGCAUCAUCAUCAGAUUCCUGAUUUUGCAUACUCACCAAAUCCACAGAAUGGAAGCUCUGGUUCUGACCGUAACACAUCCGAACUAGAACCAAAACCUAAACAAAAACCAAUUCUUCCUCGCAAAGAACCACCUCCAAAACUAAGGCCAUCACCCCCAGUUAGCGCUCCCACUACUCAAAAUAGACAGAGAGAACAAAGAGAGAGCAAUUUUGAUGCUGAAAGGCUUGCAUCUGCAAGAAAACGGCUUCAAGAGAACUAUAAAGAGGCUGAAAAUGCGAAAAAGCAAAGAACUAUUCAGGUGAUGGACAUACACGAGUUACCUAAGUCAAAAGCAAAGAAUGGUUUCUUUGCAAAGAACAGAGGUGGUGGCAGUUCUCACGGAAGGCAGCACUGGUGA
This is a messenger RNA of Lathyrus sativus (Indian pea), 1062 nucleotides long. Lineage: Eukaryota; Viridiplantae; Streptophyta; Magnoliopsida; Fabales; Fabaceae. The record is from the annotation of a GenBank genome assembly.